CUAGAUAGGGAGAAAGAGGCUGACUGUGAUGUCUACGAGUGUCAGUGUCUGAGCUUCUUCGAGAGGCGGCGGAUCGGCUUGGAGGAUUAGAGUACUGUAAUCAAGAAAGUUCACAAGUUCAUUUUAACUUUGUUUCCAAAGUUGAGAGACGCGGACGGGUUCGAGCUGCUGAAAAUGUCUGGAACUACACAGAGCUGUCAUCUUAUACCUGUCCCAUGCCCCAAUCAGGGCUACAGUAUGAGAUAUCUGAAGACCCUUGUGUCGUGCUACUCUGUACAUUCGCCCGCUGUAAAGGAAUUUGAGUAUGGAGCAUGAACUGAAUGAUUCAGUUGUUGUUCAAAGUGGAACCCUGACACAAUGUCUAAACUGUGAAGAACAACUUCCCUUUGCACAAAUAAGAAGACACAGUGAAGCCUGCUCAAGGUAAUGCUCUGAAUGGGAAAUGAAUCAUGGAGAUGUUGGGAAAAUAGGAUAUUCUCCAUUUAUGGAAGGUGCACUCAUCAUUACAAAUUAUGGUAUGGCCAUGUUGCACGUCAAUAACAGAACUCUUAAGUAGUUUCAUCAUUUGUUAGUUUAGAUGUGGAAUAGGAACAAUUUAAUUGAGCAGUUAUGGGUGUUCAUUUCUUGGUUCAUUGUUGCUGUACAUUUCUUUAUGAUAAAGACAAUAAUUACAACAAUCCACUUCACUAUCAGGCUGGGAGCUGUUGUGAAAAUGUUCUGUUUAGUAUCUGAUAUAACUAUCUCCUCGGCUCGACUCUUCAAGUCAACCACAGGUUGAAAGGGCAGGAGAGAAUGAAAGGGAGAAUGAAGGUGCAGCUGUCCCUAGAGCCAGUGGGACUAGUGCCUCCACCGGUCAGCAUCCAGCUGUAGAUUUACUAAUGGAGGAGAAUGAAGGUGCAGCUGUCCCUAGAGCCAGUGGGACUAGUGCCUCCACCGGUCAGCAUCCAGCUGUAGAUUUGGUAAUGGAGGAGAAUGAAGGUGCAGCUGUCCCUAGAGCCAGUGGGACUAGUGCCUCCACCGGUCAGCAUCUAGCUGUAGAUUUACUAAUGGAGGAGAAUGAAGGUGCAGCUGUCCCUAGAGCCAGUGGGACUAGUGCCUCCACCGGUCAGCAUCCAGCUGUAGAUUUGGUAAUGGAGGAGAAUGAAGGUGCAGCUGUCCCUAGAGCCAGUGGGACUAGUGCCUCCACCGGUCAGCAUCCAGCUGUAGAUUUACUAAUGGAGGAGAAUGAAGGUGCAGCUGUCCCUAGAGCCAGUGGGACUAGUGCCUCCACCGGUCAGCAUCCAGCUGUAGAUUUGGUAAUGGAGGAGAAUGAAGGUGCAGCUGUCCCUAGAGCCAGUGGGACUAGUGCCUCCACCGGUCAGCAUCCAGCUGUAGAUUUACUAAUGGAGGAGAAUGAAGGUGCAGCUGUCCCUAGAGCCAGUGGGACUAGUGCCUCCACCGGUCAGCAUCCAGCUGUAGAUUUACUAAUGGAGGAGAAUGAAGGUGCAGCUGUCCCUAGAGCCAGUGGGACUAGUGCCUCCACCGGUCAGCAUCCAGCUGUAGAUUUACUAAUGGAGGAAAAUGAAGGUGCAGCUGUCCCUAGAGCCAGUGGGACUAGUGCCUCCACCGGUCAGCAUCCAGCUGUAGAUUUGGUAAUGGAGGAGAAUGAAGGUGCAGCUGUCCCUAGAGCCAGUGGGACUAGUGCCUCCACCGGUCAGCAUCCAGCUGUAGAUUUGGUAAUGGAGGAGAAUGAAGGUGCAGCUGUCCCUAGAGCCAGUGGGACUAGUGCCUCCACCGGUCAGCAUCCAGCUGUAGAUUUGGUAAUGGAGGAGAAUGAAGGUGCAGCUGUCCCUAGAGCCAGUGGGACUAGUGCCUCCACCGGUCAGCAUCCAGCUGUAGAUUUGGUAAUGGAGGAGAAUGAAGGUGCAGCUGUCCCUAGAGCCAGUGGGACUAGUGCCUCCACCGGUCAGCAUCCAGCUGUAGAUUUGCUAAUGGAGGAGAAUGAAGGUGCAGCUGUCCCUAGAGCCAGUGGGACUAGUGCCUCCACCGGUCAGCAUCCAGCUGUAGAUUUACUAAUGGAGGAGAAUGAAGGUGCAGCUGUCCCUAGAGCCAGUGGGACUAGUGCCUCCACCGGUCAGCAUCCAGCUGUAGAUUUGCUAAUGGAGGAGAAUGAAGGUGCAGCUGUCCCUAGAGCCAGUGGGACUAGUGCCUCCACCGGUCAGCAUCCAGCUGUAGAUUUACUAAUGGAGGAGAAUGAAGGUGCAGCUGUCCCUAGAGCCAGUGGGACUAGUGCCUCCACCGGUCAGCAUCCAGCUGUAGAUUUGGUAAUGGAGGAGAAUGAAGGUGCAGCUGUCCCUAGAGCCAGUGGGACUAGUGCCUCCACCGGUCAGCAUCCAGCUGUAGAUUUACUAAUGGAGGAGAAUGAAGGUGCAGCUGUCCCUAGAGCCAGUGGGACUAGUGCCUCCACCGGUCAGCAUCCAGCUGUAGAUUUGCUAAUGGAGGAGAAUGAAGGUGCAGCUGUCCCUAGAGCCAGUGGGACUAGUGCCUCCACCGGUCAGCAUCCAGCUGUAGAUUUACUAAUGGAGGAGAAUGAAGGUGCAGCUGUCCCUAGAGCCAGUGGGACUAGUGCCUCCACCGGUCAGCAUCCAGCUGUAGAUUUACUAAUGGAGGAGAAUGAAGGUGCAGCUGUCCCUAGAGCCAGUGGGACUAGUGCCUCCACCGGUCAGCAUCCAGCUGUAGAUUUACUAAUGGAGGAGAAAUGA
This is a messenger RNA of Salmo salar (Atlantic salmon), 2741 nucleotides long. The record is from RefSeq and is a predicted model, not a curated record. NCBI's taxonomy places the organism in Eukaryota, Metazoa, Chordata, Actinopteri, Salmoniformes, Salmonidae.